AUGGACAUGGCUGCGCCAUCCAAGCCGUCCUUUAAACAAGCAUGUGACAACUGUCGUCGUCGCAAGAUCAAAUGCUCUCGCGAAUUGCCUUGUGACAAAUGUCAGCGUCUGCUCUUGUCCUGUUCCUAUAGCGAUGUGCUGCGUCGCAAAGGACCCAAGUUUCGAACCCUCUACCCGCUGGCGCCUAUUCAUCCACUAUCAACUCGCAAUAAUGCCUCCCAGGAGCGGCUCUACACCGACCAAGAUCCGUAUCAACCAGACGGAUCCUAUGGAAUCAGUUCUCCAGCGUCUCCAAAUUUCAUGGUGAUCGACGCCCAGUAUGUUCCACAUGACCUCUCCGACACCCUCUCUCAACUUCCACCACCAGAGCUGGUCUCUUCUCCGGACUCGACCGAUUCACUGAUGGAAUCGGUUCGGGGCCAGAGUACCGGCCAACUGCUCCCGGGUCCACGACGUCUCUCAUCACAGAUCUUGCUCGCCCAUGUCAACGUUUAUUUGAAGUAUCUGUUCCCGAUCAUGCCGGUUGUACGGGGAGACCAGCUGCGGCGGGAUAGCCAGCAGCCGGAGAUGUUGUCGCCCUCUCGGUACGCGUUCCUGGCCUCCCUCUGUGCUGCCACGCACAUCCAGUUGAAGCUCGAUGGGGACACUCCGGUCCCAGACCCAGCUCGUUUGGAGAGUCUGGGCGAUGGCCAUUCCUUGUUCUCGGGGGAGACACUGCUGUCCGAGGCUCUGCGGGCACGCCGUGACUGCGACAUUCUAGACGACGUGAGCAUCGAAAGCCUCCUCACCUCAUUUUUCUUGUUUGCCUCUUAUGGCAAUCUGGAUAAACAGAGUCAUGCAUGGUACUACCUCUGUGAGGCCAUCUCCAUGACAUUUUCCUUGGGUCUGCAUCGAGAAUCGACCUAUGCAGAGCUCAGUGUUGAAGAUGCCGAGGAAAGGAGGCGAGUCUUUUGGCUGCUAUUCAUCACAGAGAGGGGCUAUGCACUUCAACAAGCCAAGCCAGUCAUGCUUCGAAGCUCAAUUCACAAGCCCCAAGUUCUCUGCUCCGAAGACCCCAUUCUGGCCUACGGCUUUAUCAACUUGAUUGGAAUCUUUGAGAAACUCACCUCAAAUCUUUACGAUUGGCUUUCCGCAGGCGGGGCCGACGGUCUGUUAGAGCGACCCCCGACAUCCAACAUUCAAGCGGGUCUGUGUAAGCCGGUCUCUCUCGAUGGGGUCAUGGAGAUCCAGCAGGUCGACAUUCUCAUCACACAGCAAUGGCUGCAAGCAAUGAUGUGGAAAUUGUCCAUGAGCCACGCCACACAACCGGGCAAUCACGAUGACCGAGUUCUUCCCUUUCAUCUCCCCGUCAUGGUCGGUAAAGCCGUCAUGGGUGUGAUCGGUUCCGCUUCCCAGGGUGCGGUUGACGCUCACGGGAUCGGCAUGGAGCAAAAACUCUUCGAUAUGGGCCUCUCAGUCGCCGACGUGACCCAAUCCCUCGGCACCAAAGGCGUCCAUCGUCUCGCCGAAUCCACCAUCGACCCCCGCGAACUCCUAUGGGGAAUCCUGCAGACCCUCUCCCAGAUCCGCGGAUCCCCUUCCUAUCUCUUCCCCACACUCCUCGAACGGUGCAAGUCCGUCCUCGGACUGGACUGCACCAUCACCGUUGGCAACUUCCUCCCAACAUUGGGCGCGCAGGUGCCCAAUGCCUCGGGACUUUCGGGAGUUCCCUGGGCAGGCGAGCAAGGCUGGGACUUAUUGGCCGCGUGUCGGGAUGUUCGAGGUUCCCAUAGUAUUCACAUGGAAGGCGAGCAUCAAGAACAUGACGAGCAUCUUCACCGACAUCUUUCGGGGGCGGGCUUGGUAGGAUCGCAACUGGAGUUUUAG
This is a messenger RNA of Penicillium diatomitis, 1866 nucleotides long. RefSeq names its product putative C6 transcription factor (AmyR). Gene Ontology annotation, biological process: DNA-templated transcription; regulation of DNA-templated transcription. The record is from RefSeq and is a predicted model, not a curated record. Gene Ontology annotation, molecular function: zinc ion binding; DNA binding; DNA-binding transcription factor activity, RNA polymerase II-specific. Lineage: Eukaryota; Fungi; Ascomycota; Eurotiomycetes; Eurotiales; Aspergillaceae. The coding region runs from base 1 to 1866 and encodes 621 amino acids. The transcript is spliced from 3 exons.